Pleurotus ostreatus (oyster mushroom) is the source of this 1068-nucleotide messenger RNA. RefSeq lists its product as uncharacterized. NCBI's taxonomy places the organism in Eukaryota, Fungi, Basidiomycota, Agaricomycetes, Agaricales, Pleurotaceae. The record is from RefSeq and is a predicted model, not a curated record. The transcript has 7 exons. Bases 1 to 1068 code for a protein of 355 amino acids.
AUGUCGGACCCAGAAGACGAGCGAACGGCGCUCCUCAGUGCCCAGCACAAGGCCUCCACGUCGGGGGAAACGUUGACGGACCCAGAAACACCUGUUGAAUCACCUCCAGCCAAACGUGCACGCAGCGUGACGGAACUGCUCUUCUACUUGGUUCUCAGUCUCGCAGGUGUUGCACUCUUGGUCCUAUUUAUCAAGGGAUUCAUUGAUGGGGGCGAUAGCGAUUUCGACUUGAAGAAGGCUUUGAAGAAGGCACUCGGGGGCGGUCUAAGUGGUGCUGCUGCUAUGGUUCUACAAGUAUUGACGCUCAUGCCUCUACGCACGGUGAUGAAUUACCAAUACCGCUACGGAACAACCACGACCGCAGCUAUCAACACACUUUACCAUGAUGGCGGCUGGACACGGUACUACCAGGGCCUCAGCGCCGCACUCAUCCAAGGACCCGUCGCCCGAUUCGGGGACACGGCCGCAAACGCCGGGAUUCUCGCGCUCUUGAACUCCAACUCGUACAUGAAGAACCUGCCGUCGCUGGUCAAGACGGGAUUCGCGUCCAUUGCUGCUGCUGCGUUCAGGAUGAUUCUGACUCCCAUCGACACGAUCAAGACGACCCUGCAGACGCAAGGCAGACCGGGGAUGCAGAUACUCAGGAACAGAAUCAAAACAUACGGAAUCGGGACCAUGUGGUACGGCGCGUUCGCAACGGCCGCAGCCACGUUCGUUGGGUAUUAUCCAUGGUUCGGGACGUACAACUAUCUGAACUCGCACCUCGCUGAGUACGACACGGUGAUCAAGACGCUUCUGCGGCAGGCAUUCAUCGGGUUCUGCGCGUCCGUGACGUCCGACACGAUCUCGAAUUCGCUGCGGGUGGUCAAGACGUACAGGCAGGUGAACGAGGCGCGGAUCGGGUAUCUGGAUGCGGCGAAGGCGGUGAUCGCGAGCGAUGGGAUUAAGGGCUUGUUUGGACGCGGGUUGAAGACGAGGAUACUGACAAAUGGGCUACAGGGGCUUAUGUUUUCGGUGCUAUGGAAGCUGUUCAUGGAUUUAUGGGACGAGAAGACGAAGACGGGGUGA